UGAGAAGGCCUCAGGACGGCGCAUACUUUAAGGGGCCCCCCUACCCUGGGUACCCCUUCCUGAUGAUCCCGGAUCUGAGCAGCCCGUACCUCUCCAACGGACCCCUGUCGCCGGGUGGAGCGCGCACGUACCUGCAGAUGAAAUGGCCUCUUCUGGAUGUCCCUUCCAGUGCGACCGUCAAGGACACGAGGUCGCCGUCUCCAGCACACUUGUCUAACAAAGUUCCUGUUGUCCAGCACCCGCAUCACAUGCACCCGUUGACGCCCCUCAUCACCUACAGCAACGACCACUUCUCCCCGGGCUCCCCUCCCACACACCUCACCCAGGAGAUCGACCCAAAGACGGGAAUCCCCCGGCCCCCUCACCCGCCUGAGCUGUCACCAUAUUACCCACUGUCUCCCGGAGCCGUUGGACAAAUCCCCCACCCCCUCGGCUGGCUCGUCCCACAGCAGGGGCAGCCCAUGUACUCCAUUCCUCCCGGUGGCUUCCGGAGCCCUUACCCUGCCCUGGCCAUGAACGCCUCCAUGUCCAGCCUGGUGUCCAGCCGCUUCUCCCCUCACAUGGUGGCUCCCGCCCACCCUGGCCUGCCCACCUCAGGGAUCCCCCACCCCGCCAUCGUCUCCCCCAUCGUCAAGCAGGAACCGGCGCCCCCCAGCCUGAGCCCCGCAGUGAGCGCGAAAUCCCCAGUCACCGUGAAGAAGGAGGAGGAGAAGAAGCCCCAUGUGAAGAAGCCUCUGAACGCCUUCAUGUUGUAUAUGAAGGAGAUGAGGGCCAAGGUGGUGGCCGAGUGCACCCUGAAGGAAAGCGCGGCCAUUAACCAGAUCCUGGGAAGGAAGUGGCACAACCUUUCCCGAGAAGAGCAGGCCAAGUACUACGAGCUGGCCCGCAAGGAGCGGCAGCUUCACUCCCAGCUCUACCCAACCUGGUCAGCCCGGGACAACUACGGUAAGAAAAAGAAGAGGAAGAGAGAAAAGCAGCUGUCACAGACGCAGCCCCAGCAGCCAGUCCCCGAGGCAGAGGGUGCUCUGGCCUCCAAGAGCAAGAAGCCGUGCGUCCAGUACCUGCCCCCUGAGAAGCCCUGCGACAGCCCUGCCUCCUCCCAUGGCAGCAUGCUGGACUCUCCCGCCACGCCCUCUGCGGCCCUGGCCUCGCCCGCCGCCCCAGCUGCCACCCACUCGGAGCAAGCCCAGCCCCUCUCCCUCACCACCAAGCCCGAGAGCCGGGCACAGCUGGCUCUCCACUCAGCCGCCUUCCUGUCCACGAAGGCUGCAGCCAGCUCCCCGGGCCAGCUGGGCAGCCAGCCGCCCCUGCUGUCGCGGCCACUCCCCCUAGGGUCCAUGCCCGCCGCUCUGCUGACCUCUCCCCCUGCCUUCCCAGCCACGAUCCAUGCCCACCAGGCCCUCCCCGUGCUCCAGGCCCAGCCUCUUUCCUUGGUCACCAAGACUGCCCACUAGGCUGCCCGCACCCCAUGCAGGCUGUCGCGUGACUCAUCAAGUAGUAAUGAUUCAGAAGAAGACAAAAAAAAAAGGAAACUUUAUUGGUCAAUAUUUGACCACUCUGGACUGUUCUGUAAAGUAGCUGGUAAUGACAGCACUUUACAUUUUGUAGAUGUAACCAGUAGCUGAAUUUUAGGCUUUUUUAAAAAAAACAAAACGACAAAAAAAUCUUUACAAGAAAGAGAAUGGAAGAGUAGUGUGUUGUUCUCCCUGUGUGUGCUACGGUGGACAAGCCUGGGCAGAAGACACCUCUCUCUCUCUCUCUCUCUCUCUCUCUCUCUCUCUCUCUCUCUCUCUCUCUCUCUCUCUCUCUCUCUCUCUCUCUCAGUCUCUCUCUCAGUCUCUCACUCACUCUCUCCCUUCCCUGGCUCCUUGUCCACCCCCACCUGCCCCAGCUGCCCCCAUCAGUCUGUGUGGUUGCCACGGCCCAGAGCCCCAGCCUGGUACCACUUGAUCUAGACCCAUUCCUCCAUGUCUUCUGGGUCCUGACCCAAGUUUUUGUCCAGUGGUAACCACCAUGGGUCCUUCCGCCUUUGUCCUCUGCCCAGUAUAAGGCUGUGACCAUGUGCGAAGACAUCUUGGCCUGAUUUGUCUCCAGCGGCCUCCCCUUGCCCUUUGGGAGGCCCUGGCUUCUGUCCCCAGCGCCGCAAAACCCUGCCAGCUUCCAGCUCGGGUGGGGAAAGAGGUCCUGUGAAAUGGUCCCCCCCCCUCGCCCACACAUUGCAAGGGACUCAAGGUGCCUGCUACUCGCACGGUGACGUCUGUGUUCCUCCCCCGCCAGUUGAGAUCUGCACCCCACAGCUGCAGAGUGGCAGCGGGGCCCGGCCCCGGGCUCUGGCUCCGCCACCUGGCUCCGUGCUAGCACAAUCUGCCAAAGUUCCAAGACCCUCUGCCCUCCCCUGUCACCUCACAUGCUUCUUCUGUGUGUACUUCAUUUUGUUUUUAUGGUUUUUGGAGCAAUUUUAACUCCCAGUUGUUUAUUUUCACAAAAGAAAAUAAAAUUGCAAGUUGCAAGACCUUC
This is a messenger RNA of Chinchilla lanigera (long-tailed chinchilla), 2517 nucleotides long. RefSeq names its product transcription factor 7-like 1 (T-cell specific, HMG-box) (gene Tcf7l1). The record is from RefSeq and is a predicted model, not a curated record. Gene Ontology annotation, cellular component: beta-catenin-TCF complex. Gene Ontology annotation, biological process: regulation of transcription by RNA polymerase II; canonical Wnt signaling pathway. Gene Ontology annotation, molecular function: DNA-binding transcription factor activity, RNA polymerase II-specific; RNA polymerase II cis-regulatory region sequence-specific DNA binding. NCBI's taxonomy places the organism in Eukaryota, Metazoa, Chordata, Mammalia, Rodentia, Chinchillidae.